UGUCAGUGUCAGCUGUUAGUGUAGACUAACUACGCUAAGUACUAUAUUAUUGUGAAUUACCUGUGGUAAUUAGAAUUUUGAGUUUCGUAAUAUCUUGCCACUGUUCAAAGUUAAUAUCUAUCAACAUGAAACAACAAUAACAACUUGGGUUCAGCUACAAUUCUACAAGAUGAUAAGAACAGCGAUACGAUUGACCCCAACGAUUGCUUUUCCUUUUUUCGAAAAGCGAAACGUAAAUGAUUAUAAUAAACUUCAUGAACCUGAACCACAAACGGCCAAUAGCGGUCUAGACAGAGUUAAGAAAAUGUUUCAAAGAGAUGAAUUUGAAGAAGUCUCGGUUGAACUUCACAAUGUUAUACAAGCAACACUAUCUGGUGCAUUUAUUGGUGCUUGCUUUGGAGGAUUUUUGAAAUCAAGAGAGGCUUAUGUAAAAUUUAUUGAAAGAAAUCAAGCAACUGCUUUUACAUCUACAAUACAAGCAAAGAAACAAUUACAAGAUUAUGUGACCAUUAGAUUUGCAAAAGGCGCAGUCCACUGGGGCUGGAGAUUGGGUUUAUUCACUGGAUGCUUUAGCCUAAUUACCACCGUGAUAGCGGUGUAUCGUGGAGAAUCUUCUUUAAUUGAUUACGUAAUGGCCGGUGCACUCACUGGAGGCAUUUAUAAAGCAAACUUAGGAGUUGCUGGCACUAUUGUUGGUGCUACUGUGGGUGGUGUUUUAAGUGCAUUUGGUGGGCUACUAAUUUUGAACAUUUUAAAAAUCACUGGAGUAUCCAUGGAGGAUGUAAGAAGAGUUUUGUACAAUAUCAAAUUAGCAAGAGAAGAUCAAUACAACCAGGUGUUGGAGAAGUCAGCUAAAGAAAAACACGACAAUCUAACGAGACAUCAUGAUAAAUUGAUCAGUGAAAAGGGAGAGAAGAAAAUUGAAGAAAUUUCAUAAUUUAGUUAUAUUUUU
This is a messenger RNA of Papilio machaon (common yellow swallowtail), 952 nucleotides long. It is a transcript of the gene 140up, whose product is annotated as RPII140-upstream gene protein. Gene Ontology annotation, cellular component: mitochondrion. Bases 170 to 937 code for a protein of 255 amino acids. The record is from RefSeq and is a predicted model, not a curated record. The transcript has 6 exons. NCBI's taxonomy places the organism in Eukaryota, Metazoa, Arthropoda, Insecta, Lepidoptera, Papilionidae.